GAUAACAUGAGAGCUAGACGACAGUAAAUAUGUAUCAGAUGGUCCCCCCUCCUCAAGACGCUGAUCAUAAAGGCAAUGACAUCGCAGAUCCAGAAACUGUUAACUCUUGUGAAAAGGCACCGAAAAAUGUACCAUCUAAAUUAUGGGAAAGAUUUAAGGUUUUGGAGAAGAAGACUGAUGAUAUGACAAGAAGAUCAACAGAAAAAAGAACCAAAUACAUGCAGAAAUCUUUAAUGAAAAAGGUGCAGGAAGAGAUAACUCUACCGGAAGACCGAGACAUCCUCAGACAGCACGAUGUCAAGUUCGGACCGCCUGUAAAUAAUGACACUGACCAAGUUAACAGGAAACGGAAGUCUAAUACGUCCAUCGAUCCCAGCACACAGGAAGGUCCGAGUUCAGCAAGUGGCAGUUCCUGGGAGAACAUCAAGCCAUACUUGACUGCAGAGGAUCAUCUUGAGAGGCCAGACAAAGAUUUCUACAAACCAAAGUCAGGAUUAGAGGGUCAGAUUACCUCCGCUAUCAAACAGGGUGAAUUCUCAAAGGCUGAGGAACUGAGUGAUCAGCUGUCAACACGAGAGUUGGGAUCAAAAGUAUCUAAGGCUUUCGACGCUCACAGAUUCGUUGAAAAAAGAAAGGAACAAGAAGACUUCAAAAAGUCAAAAAAGAAGAAAAGUCUUCAUUGGGGGUUUCAGGAGAAACAAAGAUGGGAAACGAAAGGCAACAUGUGAUGACGCAACGAGGCGUCAUAACCUACUCCUACAAACACGCUAGGUCCUAAAAGCACCACGUGUUUACCGUGCCAUUCGACUUGUGUGUCCCCUGUAUGAGACAUAAGGGAGACAAAAACACAUUUGAGAUUCUCCUGUUGAGCAGUGAACUCGUACUUUUCCUUCCACAUGGAAGAUCCGACUACCGGACCAAUAGACAUUUCUCAUUUUGAGGCAGACCUAGCACGGAGUCAGAGACGGACACUGAGAGUAGUAAAUUCAGGGAACAUCUCAAAAUCGUUCUUCGGCUCCACCCUUUCGCAAUUAACCAGCAGAAUUCAAUGAAAGUUUC
This is a messenger RNA of Mizuhopecten yessoensis (Yesso scallop), 1059 nucleotides long. Its product is annotated as protein FAM204A-like. The transcript has 7 exons. The record is from RefSeq and is a predicted model, not a curated record. The coding region runs from base 30 to 728 and encodes 232 amino acids. NCBI's taxonomy places the organism in Eukaryota, Metazoa, Mollusca, Bivalvia, Pectinida, Pectinidae.